CUAAAUUUAAUUGCCAGCACAAUCUCUGACGUGGAUUCUCCAAACCCUCACUCAAUCAUUGAGGUAUUUUUCUUUUUAGACUCCCCUUCCUCUCUCAUUUCUCAUUUUCGUGGAGGAGAAAACCAAAAAAAAAGAAAAAAAGAGCAUAAACUUUUUGUCAUUUUCUAUCAAUUUCUGCAUUUUGUACAAAUUGAUUCUGUGUGAAUAAGCAAAUUAUUCGUUAUCGAAUUGGAAUUUUCAGAGUUUGUUUGAGUAUUGUUGAUAUGUCUUUCAUGGAUACUUUUUUUGUUCCUGAAGAAACAAAGGUGGAAGAAGGCGAGUGGGAGAAAGAAAGAUAAUUGUAAAAAUAAACUAUUUCUGCUUCAAGAGAGAAGCAGAAGUAGAGUUAUAUAAAAAAAAAAAAAAAGAAAAAGAAAAAUCACUUAAAAAACAAACUUUUUAGUUUUCUAAUUUACAUAUACUUUUAUCUCUGUUUCAAAUUUUGAUUGAUCUCUACUCUACUUCUGCAGAUGUCGACGGAGGUGAUCAGUGAGUCGGCUGUAGUGAUGAAUACUGCUGAGGCGGGAAAGCUAUCGGCGGCGGCGACAAUCGAAGUGGACUGCGCGAAAUGCGAUUGUUGUGGAUUGACGGAAGAGUGUACUCUGGCUUACAUAGAGACAAUCCGCGAGCGGUAUCAAGGAAAAUGGAUAUGCGGAUUGUGUGCGGAGGCUGUUAAGGAUGAGAUGCUGCGGUGUGAGAGGUUGAUCAACGCAGAAGAAGCUCUUUCUCGUCACCUCAAUUUCUGUAAGAAGUUCAGUUCAUCUUCUCCGCCUGUCGAUCCGACUGUUCAUUUGAUCGCUGCAAUGAGGCAGCUUCUGCGGAGGAGCUUGGAUUCGCCGAAAUCGCUUAGGUCUAUGCCUUGUAGUCCGUCGAGGAACAGUAGAGAGAUGCAGCCUAAUGUGCUUGUUCGAGCUGAAAGUUGUAUUCCCACAAUCUCUCUUGUGGAGUCUGCUGCUUAUCAUGCCAUGGAAAUGGAUGGCGAUUCCGAAUGUAACGAAGAUGGUAAUUUCUAGAUUAAGUAGUUUCAACUUGCAAAUUCCCGCCAUGAAAAAAAAAAAAUUAGAAAUAAAUUAAGGUGGAAAAGAACUCUUAAUAAUGUUUUAGUUUUGCAUCAAAUUGUAAACACAAUAGAACUAGAGUUGCUUUAGAGUUUGUGAUGGAAAUGAGAUUGUGUUCGCUCUAAA
Molecule: messenger RNA, 1223 nt
Organism: Capsicum annuum
Lineage: Eukaryota; Viridiplantae; Streptophyta; Magnoliopsida; Solanales; Solanaceae
Exons: 2
Coding region: 510-1052 (180 amino acids)
Source: RefSeq, a predicted model, not a curated record